CCUCCACCUCAGAAACAGUUCUAAAACGGUGGCCCCAGAACUCCUGGGGGUCUCUAAGACCCUUUGAGAGGGUCCUCGACAGUCUUCCAACGACUUAUCUGUGUGAGGUCAGAUUUUCACCAUAACCUCAACCAAAAUAACGCAUCCCAGCAGGUUGAAUGCAGAAGCAGAUGUGAAAACCCAGUCAUCUUCUGGUUCUUCUAUUAAGCCUGACAUUAAAUAGAUUCUCCCAAGGAUAAAGCAACGCCACUCUUCUUACUGUAUUGUUGGGUAAGAGGCUAUUUUUCACAAAACCAUGUUUUGUUAACAUGUAAUAGGUUUAUUGGUUUUUUAUUUUUAUUUUUUAUUUUUAAAUUUUUAAAUAAACCUAUCACACUGUUCUAUUUCGAUUUCUAGUAUAACAAAUAGCGAUAUAACUUACAUAAGAAAAGCUCUUUGGGGUCUUCAGUAAUUUUUGAGUGUAAAGAGGUUCUGAGAUGAAAAAUGUUUUUGAAAACUGCUGUUUAACAAAUACCUGGGUGUCCUCUGUCUCACCCCCUCUCACAUUCCCCCAGCCCAGUCUGCCUCUUACUCCUCCUGGUACAUUCUGCCCUGAUUCCCUAGAUGCGGCUCUUCUCCCCAGACUCUCAAGCCCCAGUCUUCCAGACUCUACCACACGCCCCACCACUGCUCCAGAGCUUAUCCCUGCCUUCCUUCCUAGUCUUUCUGAUCCCCUCACCCCUGCCCCAGUGGAAACACAUCAGUCCCUCUGGCCCCACCCAUAAUUAAUUCUUUCCUCCAAUGUAGUAAAGCCGGGAGAGAUAAUUAUGGGAUAGCAAUGUUAAGGCUUGGGGAGAUCAAAGGGAUCAGAGGCUGGGUGGGGUCCUCCCUUGCGCAGCUGCAGCUGGGCUUUGUGUGUGCAGGUUGCGGGGUUGGGGGUUGCUGAUUCCACACUCAAAUACCAUGCGCAAACAGAUCUGGGCCCAGGCUGUUUAGGAGAGUGACCUUGAGAGACUUAAAUACACAGAAGGGGAAAACACGAAGAAACAAAAACUGGGAGAGAGCAGAGAACAGCUUGAGACAAGGGGAGGGAGGGAGAGGAGUAGGAGGGGAAGUGACAGACACUGACAGACACCACUCAGGAGCGGCAGACGCAGCUAAGAGUAACAGGCAAACGUUAAGAGCAGAGAAGAUCCUCAAGAUCUCAGGGUACAGAUCACAUUCUCCCAGACUCCUGAGCCCCGGGUCCAGCCAUGGGCACCUCCAGCAUCUUCUUCUGCAUUCUGUUUCUUGGUGGGGCACUGGGUCUCACCACAUCCUCUGCCCAGGGACGGCUCCGCUGUUACACCUGCAACUUCGCCAAACCCUGCUACCCUAUUCCCACCGAGUGUCAGGAUGAUGAAGUUUGUGGCAUCAGCAUUGGUACCUCAGAGCAGAGUGAGGUCAUCCAGCGGAAAGGCUGCCUCCCAAGGGCCCAGUGCCCUCUGCAGGGCCAUGCCACCUACUGGGAGCGCUCCUACUCUCUGCAGCACCACUGCUGUGAGCAGGACCUGUGCAAUGCGGCCACCACCCUGCAGCGGCUCCCCAGCUGCCUCCUCAUCACCCUGCUCAUCCUCAUGGCCAGCUUCACCUGGGGAGGCCACCUUCUCCACUAGCCUCUCACAGACCUACAGCCGUCAACACAGGACUCCUCUACCAUCACCAUAGCCCUGGGAACACCUGUACAGACACUUGCGAGAUUUGGCCAAGAACCUGAUUUUGUACAGAGACCUCAGAUCCCUGGUCCCAAGAGCUUCCCAGACCCCCCACAAGACCUGAUUCCUACAGUCAUUGCUCCAGCCCCUCCUGGCCCACAGUUCCUGCCCAGAGCCCAGCCUCAUAAAGAACACCUGUUCUGAAUCUUCGGCCUUUUCUAGAUGCCCACUGCUGAUGUGUUCUGUCAGCCCCAGCCUUCUGGCAAGGCAAGUGUUUGAUGGAGCUGGGGGUCCCAGGCAAGGGGAUUGAAGGGCCACCAGAUGUGGUGGGGAAGAGAGUUCUGUUAGGAAAGUUUAAUUUAGUAGGUCAGGAACUCAGGAAGGAGGGCUUGGAGAGCUAGGAAGAGUAUACAUAAUAAAAAUGCUGUCUUGGGAGUCCGGAAACGCCUGUGUGUGUGUGUGUGUGUGUGUGUGCACGAGCACACACAUUCUCUCUCUAAAAGCAAACUAUAGCUGCUUGGUGGGUUGGGCUGGGAUGCUGGCACCUGAAAAAUAACUGUC
Molecule: messenger RNA, 2234 nt
Organism: Vicugna pacos (alpaca)
Lineage: Eukaryota; Metazoa; Chordata; Mammalia; Artiodactyla; Camelidae
Product: lymphocyte antigen 6G6e-like
Biological process (GO): acetylcholine receptor signaling pathway; desensitization of G protein-coupled receptor signaling pathway
Cellular component (GO): plasma membrane
Molecular function (GO): transmembrane receptor protein serine/threonine kinase activity; acetylcholine receptor activator activity; acetylcholine receptor binding
Source: RefSeq, a predicted model, not a curated record